Patiria miniata (bat star) is the source of this 2205-nucleotide messenger RNA. Its product is annotated as NXPE family member 3-like. The coding region runs from base 52 to 1872 and encodes 606 amino acids. NCBI's taxonomy places the organism in Eukaryota, Metazoa, Echinodermata, Asteroidea, Valvatida, Asterinidae. The record is from RefSeq and is a predicted model, not a curated record. The transcript is spliced from 3 exons.
CUCCGAACCAGGGCACAUCCUCCCCCAUUAGGGGUGGAGCCACGCCCUACGAUGACCCCACCCAAUUUGACAAACCCGACCGUUACUGCCAACUCGUUUUUCUACAUCAAGGAUCCCAAGCCUUCAUACAACACAUGCGACCUGCUGGAGCUCUACAUUGAAGUCCGCGAUGGACAGAACCUGACGAAAAAGAUGGGUGGUGAUCUGCUGUGGCCCAUUAUUCGGACGGAUAGACUUCAUGCGAGCGCACCGUACGAUGAGCUGAUUGACCACGGGAACGGAAGCUACAACGCCCGGUUGACGCUCUCAUGGGCCGGGGUGGUUGCGCCCCGUGUACCGUUCAUUCACAGCGCCGAGUACGUGGCAGCCUUACGGGGAGUCAUUCAACGACAGCCCGUACGCUUCGGCUAUGUUUCUCGGUUCAUUGCCAACGGUAAAUCGGAGUACACACCGUGUCACAUGGACAAAGAGAUGCCGUUCAUUGCCACUAAACCCGAGGCGAAUUUUUCCUACCUGUCACCAACCGAAGUCUGUGACUAUUCCGAUGUCAAAGCAGGGACCAAUUGGUACUGCCUGAAGCCCAAGACCCUGCCCUGCUCAGCGAUUUCUCUACACAGGGGUGACUGGAAGGCGUCAAAUGAAUUCUUUGACCACAUCAUGACUGGAGAGGAAAAGACAGCAUGGAAAGUAGGAAUAAAAGACUUUGCAUUUCUGUCAAACACUGGACCUGUGAAGACGGUUUUGGUGGUUCAAGCUCCAGAAAACGCCGCCAACGGGUGUCUGAGUUUACCUAAAUGCAAACCGGGACUUCCCCCGAAACCACCAUCACUAGCAGCUGGCUAUUACUACAAAGACUCGUGGAAGUCAAACGUAUGCCGCGAGAGAUCGUUCGAGCUGCCGGAGAUGUUGAAGUGUCUACGGAACAAAAGGCUUUAUUUUUACGGCGACUCCACGCUGAGGCAAUGGCUGGAGUUUCUGGCACGCAGUCUGGGACCGACCAUGAAGCUACAACGGGCGGGGAAGUCAGCGAAGAUCAUCGGCCCGCUGUACGCCAUCGACAAGGUGCACAACGUCACGCUCACGUUCCGACAUCACGAUUUUCCCAUCCGUAACAACUGGCUCAACUUUCACGACGUAAAGUUCACGGUGAACGAGCUAGACGCGCUACCAGGCGGGCCCAACACGGUUGUCUUGUUUACGUUCUGGGCGCACUUCACCACAAAUAGCGUGAAUUACUUUGCGAACAGGAUGGGGCACAUCCAAGCGGCUGUUAGGAGACUACAACAGCGAGGCCCCAGCCCCAGUCAAGUCUUCUUCAAGUCAGCAAAUACUAGAGCUGAUGGGUCCAAGGGGCUUGCCUUGGCCGAUUUCUUUGUACUUGAAAUAGAUCAGAUUAUGCGAACAAUAUUUAGUGAAAUGCCAAAUGUGACUAUCAUAGACGCUUGGGGAAUGACAUUGAGUCAUAGGACAGGAUACAGACUGCACCCUGUUGCUCUUGUUCUACGAGAAGAAAUAAAGAUGUUCCUCAACUUUCUAUGCAAACAACCCAGCCAGCCAGCCAGCAACGGUCAGCCAUCACCCCAACCCGCCAGCCAGCCGACCAUCGGCCAGACAGCCAGGGCCGGCCAACCAGUCAGCCGGCCAAUAAUUCAACCAGUCAGCCAGCCAACAACCCAGCCAGCCAGACUGGCGGACAGCCAGCAAAACAGCCAACUUAACAGCCAAACAGCCGACCAGCCAACUAGCCAGCAACCCAGCCAGCCAGCUAGCCGGCCACCCAGCCAUCCAGCUAGCCGGCCGACCGGGGAGCCAGCCAGUCAGCCGGCCAUCACCCCCAACCAGCCAGCCAGCCGACCGCCGGCAAUCCAAUAGCUUUAUUCAAAGGACGCCGUAGUCAGAAGCCAUAAACCCGUAUGUACAAUGCAGCCAGGGAUCGCCCCAAAGUCACGAUACAGACCUGGGAAAUACCAAACAGGGAUCGCUCAGAGAGGAUCCACCUGGUCAGUUUCCCUUUGUGGUUCAUUUGAGAAUUCUUUCAAUUUGUGCAAAAAUCUGUUGAGUACAUGUAUAUAGGUUCCGAUCGAACGUUCGUAUGUCAGCCUGGAGUAGUGGCGUAAAUCCGUGCCGGCGAGUGGCGGGGCCGGGUGGGGGAAUGGAGGAAAUCCUAAAAUUGCCCGGUCGUGGAAAUUUGAAGGGGCAAAAAGG